AUGCCUGUAAAAAUGAACACUUUCAAUAGCAUGGCGCCCGAAGUCAUCUAUAAUAUAUUUUCCUACUUGUCAUAUCCUGAAGUAUAUCACAUUCGCUCUGUAUGUCGCAAAUUUCGGGUCAUGGGUGAGUUCCACAUUUACCAGCAAAUCAAGUCGAUGCGGCAGACCAUCACCAUCAAAUUGGAUGGUUGCAAGAACAAAUCCUUGGAAUUGGUGGCAAACCACUACGAUCCUAGAAACCGUAUCAUCGAAUUCAGACCUGUCGAUGGCUCCUCGGUCAUGUCUCUGGCGAACACAUCCUCUCAUCAAUGGAGCGCUUAUCACCGUCUGAUGAAAAUCCACUUUUCUGGCUGGUUUCUGAAUCGAUCUCAAAAGUUGCCUUAUGAGCAAUUAAGCCCACAAGACCAAGCCAUGGUCAUGUACCAUUACCAAUACAACUCAUCCAUUGAAAAGACCUACGAACUGCCCUCCUGGAACCAAACAUUAGAGACAAAAAGCGAUCGACAACGCUAUGUGGGUGACAAGGGAUUGAUUUUGUCUUUAUCUUAUCAGCAACAGUCCAAACAAUCAAUGGAAAACCGUGCUCGUGCUCAACCUACAUUAACAAACCUGCCUGCCUCCUAUUAUAGCUAUCGCUCUGUUACCUCUUCGGCUCCAAUGCCCAUGGCACCCAAGAUGGAGGUUCAAUGGAUCCGUGUUACUCUGGAUUGGGUACUUGGUGGCAUCAAGUCAAAUAUACCGUCAACGCAGAUAUACGAGGACAGUUUUGCUAGUUUGAAUCAGAUGUUGGCAAAGGAAGGAUGCUUCAAAUACGACCCCCUGUCAGAACCUGUGUUGGAGUACAUUGUUCAGCAGCAAGAUCAAGAUGGUCAAUUACCAGCGAGCCUUGUCAAAUAUGUGCAUUCUCACACUCACGAGUGCCAUACCCGUUUAUCACGUUUACAGCACAUGUUGGAAGGAGCAGGUGUUGAUCCUCAAGUUCUUUGGAAGUAUACAUUUGCCAAAUCAUUCGUUGUAAGUAGCGGUAGUUUGCUGUGUGAGGAGGAUGUUGUCCGUCGUAUUCAAGACUCUGAAGAGGAAUGGCGUCAAAAAAAGCUUAGCCUAUCUCGCAAACUAUACAACUAUCAUCAAGGAAAUGCCAACAAUGACAUUCUUAUCUAA
Molecule: messenger RNA, 1161 nt
Organism: Mucor velutinosus
Lineage: Eukaryota; Fungi; Mucoromycota; Mucoromycetes; Mucorales; Mucoraceae
Product: autophagy protein
Exons: 1
Coding region: 1-1161 (386 amino acids)
Molecular function (GO): protein binding
Source: RefSeq, a predicted model, not a curated record